Gekko japonicus is the source of this 1443-nucleotide messenger RNA. It is a transcript of the gene SMCO4, whose product is annotated as single pass membrane protein with coiled-coil domains 4. NCBI's taxonomy places the organism in Eukaryota, Metazoa, Chordata, Lepidosauria, Squamata, Gekkonidae. The coding region runs from base 312 to 491 and encodes 59 amino acids. The transcript has 3 exons. The record is from RefSeq and is a predicted model, not a curated record.
GGCCUCUCGCCUGUGCCAGUGGGAAUACCAGGCCUUUGGCUGUGUGGCCUCUCCUUGGUUUGUGGCAAUUUAACACAGAGGAGAACUUUGGCUUCCGGCUGGAAACUAGAGGACAUUCUUCUUCAGGAUAUUCAGUUGCUGACCUAAAAGCUUCUUUGCACUGUACCCCUGAGCACCAGUGGCUGGUCUCCUCUACCGAAAGCAGAGGCCUACUUCGGCUCGACGAGGCCUGUCUUGGUUGUGCCGGACGGAAACUCCGUUUUGCUUCCUUUCCCCCCAGCUCGGCUUGAGGAAAGGCCCAACGGCUCAGAAUGAGACAGCUGAAAGGGAAACCCAAAAAAGAGACCUCCAAAGAUAAAAAAGAGAGGAAGCAGGCGAUGCAAGAAGCGCGGCAGCAAGUCACGACCGUGGUGCUUCCGACGCUGGCCGUGGUCGUGCUUUUGAUCGUGGUGUUCGUUUACGUGGCAACCCGCCCAAACACAACCGAAUGACGCCAUUUUUGAAUUCUGUAACUUUGGGUCUUCCCGCUCACCUGCGACCCUGCCAAGAGCCAAAAAAGAAAACCAAGAAGAGGAAAAAAUCCUCUUCUGACCCCCCCCAGUCAUUAACUAUUCUUUGACAAAGGAAUCUUCUUUUUUUAAUCUUCUUUCUCUGACUUGAUUCAAGCUCCACAGUAUCUCUUUCUCUCGGAAUAUAAUGUGUAAAACGUAUUUGCUGCUCCGCAAAAAAAUUUGCGUUUUAUGGUCCCACUCAUGUGCCUUCUAGACUUCAACUUGGGGGGGGGGGGGAAGAUUUCCUUUUAUAGCCCUGUGUCGUAAGAGGGGAUUCCUUUUUGCUUUCUCAGUUUGUAUCAGUCGGCUUCAAAUGAUUGGCGGCGUUGUUGGCAGUGUCCGUGAGCUUGUGUCUGUUCAACUUUCCACAGCUUCCAAAGAAGUGAAUUUUCCCUCCCUUUAUUGAUUAUACAAUGGCAUUUGAAAUCAUUUGACUAAAAGAAAAAAAUAUUUAUUUUUGGAAUAAAAAAGACGAGUCUUGCAGGAAAAGUCUCCAUUUUGUGUGGCUCCGAAAUACUUAACCUGUGUCACAGGCAUAAGCAACCCUGACACGCUAGGCUGUUUGAUUGGCACCCAGGACCAGAUCUGUGCCGUAACACAUGAGGCACUGGCAGGACUGCUGGGGGCAGUGGUACGGGAGAAGGCACCAGACAUGGUGUAUGCCCAUCGUAGCUUCCCAGACCUGUUGCAGCCACCAGCAGUGUCCAAAGCAAAUUCUUGAGUUACUGGCAGUGCUGCUGGAACUUGGCUUGUUCUGAUCAUGUCCAGCCAAAUACCCUCCUCAUCCACCUCCCCAUUUUGGCUGCCUGCCUACUAACGUCUUCACAGGUAGAUGGUAGCAUUUUUUUCAGCAGACUCUAAUCUGGGAGAGUCGGGUUUGAUUCCCCACGCC